GCCAUGUUACAGAACAGUCGCAUGAGACUAUGAAGAAUCCAGCACUUUCAAUGCUUUUGUUUUGGAAUUCCCAGUUUGUUUUGCAGGGCACCUCAUGAAAAGAAAAUGGCGGAAUCGUGGGGGCACAGGCUUGUUGUUUUAAGCCUGUUAUUGACUGUGCCACUUCAGUCUCAGAAAAUUCUAUCAGAGAAGAAGAAAUGCGCGGAUCCUCAGUGUGAAAGUUUAAUGUUAAGAGCUCAGGCUAUUCAAGAUUACAAUGGACCUGACUGCAGAUAUCUGAGUUUUAAAGAAGGAGAAGAAGUCAUUGUGUUUUACAAAUUGUCUGGUAAACGAGAGGAUCUAUGGCAAGGAAGUACUGGAAAAGAAUAUGGCUUUUUUCCAAUGCAUACUGUUACAAUUGAAGAAGUCUAUGUGACUGAAGAAGUAGAGGUUGAUGCACAGGAAAUUGACUUUGUUUGUCUGAAUGGGGGCGAAUAUGCUUUUGAAAAUGAGGACAGUGUGCUACAUAAGCAUGAGGAAAGUGAAUAUGUUAGUGACUUGGAAAGUAAAUUAAUGGAAGAUAACACGCUUAUUGGAACGGCAGAGAUUGAAUCGAACAUACAAUCAUCUGAGAUCCUGGAAGAAACAGAUACAGACAAAUCUAAAUGGUCUGCAUCAAGUAUUGCAGGAUGGUUUGGCAUAGGAAAGUCAGAGGACAAACAAAGUGCUGAAAUGAAUACAGAACUUUUAAAAGAAGAUACUUUUCACUCAAGGAAAAUUGCAAUAAGUGAAGAAAUGCCAAUGAAAGGAACUGAUGAAGUAGAACUGAAAAAGCCUGGAUGGUUUAGCAAUCAGUUUACAAAUUUUCUGCCAUUUGGAAAAAAGGAGGCUGAUGUAACACUGCAAAUAGACAAGACUGAUGUUGUGACUUCUACGCAUACAAGUCAAUCUGAUGAGGUAAAAGUGAAUGCAGAUGAAAUACCAUCUGAAGCCAGCAUUUCUACAGAGCCUAAGUCAAAAUGGUUUAACUUUGCUAUAAAUGACGUUUUGGGAGUUGGGAGUAAAGAAGAAGUUAAGAUGAAAGAUGUUCCUGAAAAUUUAGAAGAAGUUUUAGAAACUGAACCAUCUGAAAUCUCCAGCCAUAAUGAAGAAUUAACUUCAACUGACAAUGAAGACAGAGAGAAAACAUUUGAUGAAACUAAAAGCCAACAGAAAGGUGGGUCUUGUGAUUCACAGAUAUUAAAUGACUUUUCAUGUGUAAUAUCAGAGGAAAAAGGUUCUGUGAUAACUCAUACUGAUAAACCCAUUGAGAGUGUUAAGUCAGAAAACCAAAAUACUUUUCAAUCUAAUAAAGAGUUGAAUAAUGAAGAUCACAUUAUUAAUGACAACUGGGUAAACAAUAAAGAUGAUUGGGCUGUAGAAAGCCAUUUAGGAGUUAAAGACACAAUAUACGAAGGUCAGCCAUAUAAUUCAAAGGAGAGUAAUGAAAUGGUUCAACCUGACACAAGUAAAACUGAAAAUGAUGAUGUGGACAGUGGUCUCAAUAAUAGAAAUGAGCUAAGUCUAGAGCUCUCUCUUAAAAUACUUACAAGUACAGAGACAAAUGUUACAAAUAAUACACUUGUUCAGACAACUACAGAAACAACAUCUGGAGACAGUGAGCCAACAAAGACAUAUACAAAUGAGUUAGAAAAUCAAUUUACAGCUGAAACCAACAGAACUGUUUCCCCAAAAGAAGAAAACAAUACAUCGCAAAGGAGUUUUAUACCUCAGGAUCAAUUAAAAGUUUAUUCUAAAGGUGACAUCUUGGAAUCUGAAGAAAAAAGGGAUUUGGACAUUUUAAAAAAUAAUAUUUAUUCUUCCAAUCAGAUGGAUUUGAAACAAGAAAAAGAAAAGGGUUUAAAAGAAGUAAGGCCUGAAAAGAACACUGAGGUGGAUAUACCCCUAGAAGUCAAAAUUGAGCAAAUUUUUGCUGAAAAUAGUAUUGAUUCAGCAGAAAAACAGGAAGAGAAGGUGAAUAUAAAUGACGUUCCCAACGAUAGGCAAAAGGAAAAAAGCAAUAUUCUAUCUACAGAGAAGCCUAUAGUGAGUGAAAUGUUUAGGACAGAAAUAUUUACAGAUAUUGGGAACCCGAAUACUGACUGCGAUAUCAGUAGUAAUGCUAACAUUCAAAAAGUUGUUGCAAAAGACUUUCUAUCAAACAAUGAACUGAGUGAAAAUAUCCAAGACAUAGAAACAGCAGCUGAAAGAAUACCCAUGUUUCAGCCUGGAUAUGAUACUCUUAAGGAAGAUCUGGACCAACCUCAGAAAGACACAUUUCACCAGAAAUUAAAUUCAGUGAUUGAAAAAGUAUCUGUUUCAAUUACAUCAUCAUUCAAAGAACUGAUGGCUUUUGGUGAGAUGGCAGCAUCAAAAAUAAUUGAAAUAUACACCGACUUAAUUUGUCCUGCUGUUUCCUUGAUUAUGAAGAUUACUAACCAGGUCAUGUCAUCUUUAUCAGAUCUUCUUCCUGAUUCGGACUUGUAUGGGUGUUCCUGGGAAGUGGUCAUUUUUACUGCUCUUUUGGGGUUUUCAACAGUGUUAUUGUUUACAUGCAGAACUGUUCGGUCUAUUAAAAGCAGAUGUUAUGCAGGCAGAGAAAAGAAACUUGGUGCUAAAUUUUCUGAAGCAGUGAAUGGCAAGAGUGAGGUUCUCCAGAAACUCAGUGUUGUACAAAAACAAUAUGAAGAUGUUCAGCAAUCUCUGUUGGAUUCAAGUCAUCGGCGAUUAGUCACUGAAAUAGCUGAGCAGAAGACAUUACAGGAAAAACUGCAGAAAUCAAACUGUGAUUUUGAAGAGAAAAUUCUUAAACUGGAAAAAGAGGUGGAAGAAGAGAAGGCAUUAGGAAUGGAGUUAGAAACCGAGAUUGCUAAUGUCAAUGAAAAAAUCAAAACACUGGAAGAUGAUUUAAAGAAAGGAAAAUCACAAAAAGAAGAAAUCCGCACAACAAUGAAAGUAUUUGAGAUUAAUCAAGGCAGACUGGAGACAUCCUUUCAAGAUGCUAUAGAAGAAACAUCUCAUCUACAAGAAAGCAUUAAGCAGCUUUCCAAAGAAGCAGAGGGAUGGGAAGAAAGGUUUAGUGAACUUGCAGAGAAUUCUAAAAUGCUGACUUCAUCAGUGGAUGCCAUGCAUGAAGAUAUGAACAAUAAACAGAUCCAGAUUAAGUCACUUAUUGACAAUUUGUUGAAAAUAAAAGACUGGGGGCCAGAGACGGACGAAGGGGAUGAAGCAGAAGACAUUUCUAUCCCGAAUCUAAAAUGGGACUUUGAAAACGGAGAACCUCUAGCUGACCCUCAGAAGCGGACGAUAAAAAAGUUAAUUUAUGCUGCCAUGCUAAAUGCAUCUUUGAGAAGUAUAGAAUCUGAAAAGAAGCAAUUGUACGACAACCUCUCUGAUGAAAUGAAAGUUAAAGAACAGCUUUUAGAAUGCAUUAAUAAUCUUCAAAAUACUAAGCAGUCAAUGCUCUCUGAAAAAGUACAGCUUGAAGGAGAAGUGGAAAAUAUGAAGCAGAAAAUGAGUGUGAUGUCAGAAAUGUAUCAAGAGAAUGAAAAGAAACUUCACAGAAAGCUGACCGUUCAGGAGAAGGAGCGUAUACAAAAAGAGGAGAAGCUUUCAAAAGUAGAUGAAAAAAUACAUUUAGCAACUGGGGAACUCUUUACUGUCAAAACACGGGUGAAGGAACUGGAAGAUGAAAUUGAGAAAACAGUCUAUUCCUACCAAAGUCAGGUUACUUCCUAUGAAAAGAAAUCUCACGACAACUGGCUUACAGCAAGGGCUGCAGAGAGGCACUUGAGUGAGAUCAAAAAAGAGACUGCACAUCUUAGACAGAAAUUAAUUGAAGCAGAAUAUAAAGUGGAACUACUGGAAAAGGAUCCAUUUGCUUUGGAUGUGAUUCAUGCUAUAGGCAGAGUUUAUGCAGAUGUUUUUAUAAACCACCAAGACAGCUCCCCAUAUGGAAUAUCUCCUAUUGGCAGACUACCAGAUAGCAGAGCAUUCCUCUCUCCCCCAACUCUUCUGGAAGGCCCUUUGAGACUUUCUCCCAUGCUUCCAGGAGCAGACAGAGGUGCAAGACCUGGAUAUUACCCAGCACAUGGCGGUGUUAAAGAACGUGGAGAUAUAAAUGCUGAACGAAAGGCAGAUCACCAGCGCACGCAUUCUGAUGCUGGUUCCUUAUCACCUCCAUGGGAUAGAGACCAUAAAGCCAGCAUGCCACCACCAGGUUUACCAUAUCCUGAGCUACCCUUCCCAUCUAGAAGGCCAGAAAGAUUCUAUCAAUACCCUGCACCAUCAGGAAGAUUUUCAGGACCGGCAGAACUUACUAGAAAUCAUGGGAAAUCUUUCUCAGAUCAACCAGAUGGUCAGUCAGCUAACACAAGCAGAAAUGGAUCUGAAGAGAAUGACAAUUGUCAUGGUGGUUCCAGCCAACAACUUAUGGCUGGAGAAGCAGCUGAGGUACCACCAAUGGCAUAUGCAGCCCAUCCCCUUCCUCCAAUGCGGAUUCCUUUAUUACCAAUGGACCCUAGAGGACAUUACUUCAGAAGACCUUUUCCAAUGCAACCACCUCCAGUUGACAUGUACCCACCACCAGAAUAUGCAGGAAUACCGCCAAUUCAUGCUACAAUGAGAAGUCCUCUUCCACCACAGCACUAUCCUCCUUUUCCAAUGCACGGGGAUCCAUUUUUCCCACCACCACAUUUAAGACCACCAAUUCGAAGUGAACAUUUUCCUGAUCCUCCUCCAGCAGCUGAAACACAAGACAAGGCACCGGAACCAACAUCUUAAUGUCAUCUCUUGCUCCAACAAUUUAGAAUGAAAUCUCAAGAACUAUAUUUAUUUUAAAUUUGACCUGCUUUACUUUCGGUUUAGACUGAUAUUUUAGUGUAGAGAUUUGUAUAAAAUGGUAAUUUAACAUUUGUGAAUAAUAGAUAUAUGUACAUUAGAUGCUAUGAUGCAUGGUAUUUUAAUUUUUUUUUUUUUAAUCUGAGGAAAUUGAGUGGUUGUUUUGAAAGAAAAAAAAUGAUUUACACAUUAAACAUUAAUGCUGUAUUCGUUCCAUAUGGAUUAUUUGAAUGUAAUACAAUGUGAAAUUGUGUUAUUGAAUAAUGUAUGUUGGUAAAUGCCGCAAUGUAAGGCGACCAAGAAGAAGAAAUGACAGUGAGUAUGGGAAAAUGACAUGGCAUUUAUUCACCAACCCCAACUCCAGAUAUACACAGGGCCAUGGAACAGACAUAUGCGUUUAAAUAAAACUGGUUUAUUCCACAUAA
Molecule: messenger RNA, 5282 nt
Organism: Xenopus laevis (African clawed frog)
Lineage: Eukaryota; Metazoa; Chordata; Amphibia; Anura; Pipidae
Gene: mia2.L
Product: MIA SH3 domain ER export factor 2 L homeolog
Exons: 31
Coding region: 106-4800 (1564 amino acids)
Source: RefSeq, a predicted model, not a curated record